Sciurus carolinensis (gray squirrel) is the source of this 5850-nucleotide messenger RNA. RefSeq names its product mannosidase alpha class 1A member 2 (gene Man1a2). Bases 1330 to 3264 code for a protein of 644 amino acids. Lineage: Eukaryota; Metazoa; Chordata; Mammalia; Rodentia; Sciuridae. The transcript is spliced from 13 exons. Gene Ontology annotation, biological process: N-glycan processing; carbohydrate metabolic process. The record is from RefSeq and is a predicted model, not a curated record. Gene Ontology annotation, cellular component: Golgi membrane; extracellular exosome; endoplasmic reticulum. Gene Ontology annotation, molecular function: calcium ion binding; mannosyl-oligosaccharide 1,2-alpha-mannosidase activity.
CAGGCCGGCCCGCGCCCCGUCGUUCGCACCCCCCGGCCGGCUGCUCUUCGGCGUGCGCCCAACGGGUGUCGGCCCCGCGGCGGUUCAGCUCUGUCUAGGCCUAAGGAGCAGGGGACCAGGCCCGGGCCGCAGCCCAGCCAGCGUGGGAGCGCCGCCUCUCCCGCCGCCGCCAGCGCGAGCAGCUACGAGCUACCGGAGGCAGCGCGGAGGAGGGCCCCGCGGCGGCCAGCGGCCGGGCAGGAAGGAGCCGGAGCAGACCUGUCCGCUGAGGCGCGGUAGCUCCCGCGCGCCCGCGGCCGCCCGCCUCCCCAGGGCGGAGCGAGGAAUGAGCAGGCGCCCGCCCCGGGCUCUCGGACCGAGGGCUGGGGCCCGGCUUCCUCCCACGCCGCGGAGGCGCGGGGGCUCAGUCGCUGCGGCCGGGCGCGGCAGGAUCGGCGGCGGCCUCGCUCGGGGAGCAGGCGCCCGAGUCGACUGAGCCGGCCGCGGCGAGGAGGAGGAGGAGCCGGGUGGGGGCGGCCGCCGCGCCUCCCCUCCCCUCCCCCGCACACGCCGGGGCCGCUCAGUGGCCGCCAGAGGAGGAAGUUCCGCUCCCUGACAGACCGUGCGGCGGCCGCUCCCGGGGCUCAGGUAUUCGGGGCGCGAUUGCCCUUCGGGCCGACCGUCGAGGGUGGCGGCAUCCGAGCCCUGCCCGGCGCCCGGAGCCUGCGGGGCGGCGUCGCGAGGCGCGGGCGGCCGCCUGCUGCAUCCUGCUUGCUUCACCCGCCGCCGCUGCAUCGGCUUUCCAGCGAGGUGGGAGACCUUCCUCCCUGUUGGGAGACUUCCGAGGAGACCUGCAUUUCCCCCCCUCCCCACCGCGAAGGUUAAGAGACGGUGGAAUAGAGACAUCAGAGGAGGUUAAGUGGACCUUCUGCAACUCCUCGGACCUCGCCAGCCUCCCCUUUGGGGCGGGAGACAACAUUUGAGCAUCUCACUGGGUGCGGGAAUGGAAGAACCCACCUUGCAGCUUUUCUGCAGUGUGUCUUGCCCGAUCUACUCCCAGGAAUGAAGAGGAGAUUUCUAAUAACCUGAUGAAGUACCGAGAGCCUAAUGGCAGGAAGAUACCACAGGACAUAAACUAGCGAUCGUUUGGGAGGCCACCCAGGUUUCCGGAUGUAAUUGGAUGAACGUGAAAGAGAUACCCUUUUAAAAAGCACAACACUCCUAUAAGAGGAGAAAAAUUGAGUUUAUUCCUUUUUUUUCUUUUGCCAAGAUUUUGAAAACGGUUCGAUGUCUUGUACAUUUGAUAUAAGAUGAGAACUUUAUGAAGUAUUCCGUCCAAGAGCCUAAACGAUGACUACCCCAGCCCUGCUGCCCCUGUCUGGACGUCGGAUACCACCUCUGAACUUGGGGCCGCCCUCCUUCCCACAUCACAGGGCUACCUUGAGACUUUCCGAGAAGUUUAUCCUUCUCCUUAUUCUUAGUGCCUUCAUCACCCUGUGUUUUGGGGCAUUUUUCUUCCUUCCAGACUCUUCAAAACACAAACGCUUUGAUCUGGGUUUAGAAGAUGUGUUGAUUCCUCACGUAGAUGCCGGCAAAGGGGCUAAAAACCCUGGAGUCUUCCUGAUCCAUGGACCUGAUGAACAUAGACACAGGGAAGAAGAAGAACGCCUGAGAAAUAAAAUUCGAGCAGACCAUGAGAAGGCCCUGGAAGAAGCAAAAGAAAAAUUAAGGAAGUCAAAGGAGGAAAUACGUGCAGAAAUUCAGACAGAGAAAAAUAAGGUAGUCCAAGAAAUGAAGACAAAAGAGAGCAAGCCUCUGCCACCAGUCCCUAUUCCAAACCUUGUAGGAAUCAGUGGUGGAGAACCAGAAGAUAGUGACAUAAGAAAGAAAAGGGAAAAAAUUAAAGAGAUGAUGAAACAUGCCUGGGAUAAUUAUAGGACAUAUGGAUGGGGACAUAAUGAACUCAGACCUAUUGCAAGGAAAGGACACUCCACUAACAUAUUUGGAAGUUCACAGAUGGGUGCUACCAUAGUAGAUGCUUUGGAUACUCUUUAUAUCAUGGGACUUCAUGAUGAAUUUCUAGAUGGACAAAGAUGGAUUGAAGACAACCUUGAUUUCAGUGUGAAUUCAGAGGUAUCUGUGUUUGAAGUUAACAUUCGAUUUAUUGGAGGCCUGCUUGCAGCAUAUUACCUUUCAGGAGAAGAGGUGAGCAAAAUAUUCAAGAUUAAAGCAGUACAAUUGGCUGAGAAACUCCUACCUGCUUUUAACACACCUACUGGGAUUCCCUGGGCAAUGGUGAAUCUGAAAAGUGGAGUAGGGCGAAACUGGGGCUGGGCGUCUGCAGGUAGCAGCAUUCUGGCUGAAUUUGGUACACUACAUAUGGAAUUUGUCCACCUCAGCUACUUGACAGGGGACCUGGUAUACUAUAAAAAGGUCAUGCAUAUUCGGAAACUACUUCAGCAAAUGGAUCGUCCAAAUGGCCUUUAUCCAAAUUAUUUGAACCCAAGAACAGGGCGCUGGGGUCAGUAUCAUACAUCAGUUGGUGGUCUGGGUGACAGUUUCUAUGAAUACUUACUGAAAGCUUGGUUGAUGUCAGAUAAAACAGACCAUGAGGCGAGAAAGAUGUAUGAUGAUGCUAUUGAGGCUAUAGAAAAACACCUUAUUAAGAAGUCCCGGGGUGGUCUUAUCUUUAUUGGAGAAUGGAAGAAUGGGCAUUUGGAAAAGAAGAUGGGACAUUUGGCUUGCUUUGCUGGGGGAAUGUUUGCACUAGGAGCAGAUGGCUCCAGAAAGGAUAAAGCUGGUCAUUAUUUAGAGCUAGGAGCAGAAAUUGCACGUACAUGUCAUGAGUCAUAUGACAGAACAGCAUUAAAACUAGGUCCUGAAUCAUUCAAGUUUGAUGGUGCAGUGGAGGCCGUGGCUGUCCGGCAGGCUGAAAAGUAUUAUAUCCUCCGUCCAGAAGUAAUUGAAACCUAUUGGUACCUAUGGCGAUUUACUCAUGAUCCAAGAUACAGGCAGUGGGGCUGGGAAGCAGCACUGGCUAUUGAAAAGUAUUGCCGGGUCAGUGGUGGAUUUUCUGGAGUCAAGGAUGUAUAUUCCUCUACUCCUACACAUGAUGAUGUACAACAGAGCUUCUUUCUUGCUGAAACAUUAAAAUAUUUGUAUCUGCUCUUUUCUGGUGAUGACCUUUUACCUUUAGACCACUGGGUGUUUAACACAGAAGCUCACCCUCUGCCUGUGUUACAUUUAGCCAACAUCACACUUUCAGGUAACCCUGCUGUUCGAUGAAAGAAACUCCAGAAGGACCAGUCUUACCUGUGUUUUGUUUACAUGGACUACUACAGAAACUAGUCUGGAGAGGCGGCUUUUGAAAAUCUGGACCUCUAAGUCAACAUGACAGGGUGAAACCUCCCCACAAGACUUUUCAACUUGUAGAUAUAUCAACUUUGAAAUUAUUCCAUUUUAUACCUGACCAAAAUAUGUUCUGGUACAUGUAGGACGGAGACCUGAUGUGCUUUGAUUCUUAAUGAGAUGGUCACAUGAGAAGCAAUGCCUAUUAAUGCUACAAGCCAAGAACAUAGAGCACCUUGCAGGAAUUAGAGAUGGCUUUGAAACCAAUUAUAUAAUUUGUUUCUCUCACAGUGGAGCAGCUUUCAAAUCAGAUAUUUACACAUUGAUUCUCCCUUUUUCUCCAUUUUAAUAAUGGAAUAAACUAAGAUAAACAAAAACAAGAGAACAGUGUAACUGCAUCAGUAGUAAGAAGACUCAAAAGAGAAACAGAAGUAUCUAUCCCUGUCUGAAUUUUGGAUGACCAGACUGGCAACCAUUUCAAUCCCAGUGUUUUUCAUUGAAAUUUCUCAGUUAAAUUUAAUUUUUCCUGGGGCAUGAUCUCACAAAGAGUACUCUUCAAGUCUUUUUCUGUAUCUGGUAUCAUUGAAAUUGCUAUUUAUCAUAACCACUACUUAUGAGCCUGGGUUUGGGAUUUUGUGCAUGUAAUUCAGUCUAGUGUUGGUAGCAUGACCAAAAGAGGAGGAGAUGCCAGUUUGUUGCCUUGGCACCUGUUCUUAGAGAAACCCUUGGUUUCAUUGGUAAGAGAUCAUUCUUUCAAACCAACACGUCUACCAACUAAAUUUUAUCUACUGUACUCUUAUAAUAAAUUUAAUAGAGUCAGUCCACUUACAACUUUAUGUGACUUGACAAAAUUCACUAUACUAUUAUACAGCUCUUAAUUUGCCAUUAUAAAUUAAGUUACUUUUAAAAUUUAGAAAAGCAAAAACAAAACACAGUGAAACUUCCUUAAACAUUCCAUCAGGAAUGGGGACAGGGGAUCCUUCAUUAUCUCAUCAGAUGAGUAAGCUAUUCACAAAUAUUUUUGGUUUUUAGUUUCUCCAAGAAUAUUUAUAGAAUCCAAAGAGUUAAUCAGAAUAACUUCAAAAUAACAUAUUGGUGAUAAGGGUGUAAUUAAUCAUAUUACACUGAAAUUGGGAUAUAUCUAAGGGUCUUUCUUUUAUCAUUAGUAGAUUUUGCAUUGAUAUUUUUUUAAAAAAACUAUUUCUUUAUAUUUUGGCAGAAGAAAAAUUUUAUCAGAACUGUAUAGUAUAAGAUAAAUACUAAUACUUACAAAUUUUUCAUCCCUUGAAUUUCUGUGACUGUGCAAGACACUUUUUUCCUCUUAAUUUAAUACAUUUUCCACUGACUAUAAUAAAAGUUGGAAACAAUAUAAUUAGUAUUUACUCUGAAUUUGAAUAUUUUAUGAAGCAAGUUUGUACAGGAAGCCUCCCUUGGAAUUCUGAAGGCUUAUUUCCUUAUUCAGUAGCUUGUCUUUUUAACCCUCUAAUUAGCAUGUAGUAGAUUUAAAUUGGGAAAAGACCUAAUAAAUUAAUUAAACAUUUUCUAAAGGUGAUCAUCUUGUACCACAAUUAUUAGACAAUCCUCACAGUUCGGCCAAUGAUCCAUAAAUGAUAGCUACCCCAAAAUUGUUUAGUGUACAUAGAAAAUAAGAAUGUGAAGCCAGUUGUAUUAAGUAUCUAAGAGGGUUUAAUUUUAGUAUCUUUCACUAUUUGGAAGUUUAAAGUUUUUGCAAAGGGUAGAUGACUGUGACUUUAGAAGAGAAAGGGAGUAUUUGGUUGUCAGAAAAAUUUAGCCUUCCUCCUAAAAGUAGCACAAGCCCACUUAUGAAUCACUGAAAAGAAGUAAAAAACUUGAGUUGGCAAAGACCCAGAGUAUACAUGCAGAUAGCAGCAAUCUCCCCCUUUUCCCUCUCUGUCUAUAGAAGAGUGCAGAGUAAAGGGGCCAUACUAACUCCCUAGACAACUCCUCACCAGAGGAGACAGAACCCCUACCCCAAGUGCUCUGUAUUACUUGGAUGACUGGAGCUGAAGAGAAGGCAAAGAAGUGUACAAGCAGAGCCAAUUCCAGUACAAAGAAUUUGAGAGAGACCAUGGAAGGGUCUUCCUCACUCCCUGCCUUCUUUGUGAUGAUAAGUCUAGAGCUUAUAACAGUGCUUUUUCUUCUCUGAAUACCAAAGGCAAUUAAAGUCGGAUACAAAUGACUUGCCAGUGUCAUGUUUUGUUUUUGUUGAAGACUUUGUAAAUAACUUCCACUGAGAUCAGUCUUUAUCCCAUAUUUUGCUUAGUUUCCAAGAAUAUUCUUUACUAUCUUCUAUCCUUAAUUGCCCUUUGCAUUUCGUAGAUUUUAUUACUCAGGUUCAGUACUCACUGCAUUUAUAAGAUCUCCUGCAAAGAGCCCAGAAAUUCUAUUUUUCAGGUGCCCCCUCAAAAAGCUGACACCUCGCUUUGUGCCUGUGUCACAGUUGUGCAGAACAGCUAGAUGGGUUGGUACAUAAAAGAAAGAAAAAAAAAAGAGAGAGAGAGA